AUGUCCGAAAGAAGAUUGAACGAUUUAGCCGAAUCUGAAACUGCGAAUUCGAUGUCAUUUGAUGUAAUGACCAAAAUUUUGGUUGAGAAUAAAUUCAGCAUAAGGCAAUCUCGGCCUUAUCAAUCAUCAAAGGCAGUCACGGCUUUAUCAUCAAAGGCAUUCACGGCCAUCACAUUGGCAGUACCGGCCACCAAGGCAGAAUCGGCCUUGAAAUAUGGCACAAACGGCUAUCGCAUCGGGCAGUGUCGGCCCACUAAGGCGUUAUCGGCUUGGAAAUAUGGCAGUAACGCCCAUCGCAUUGGGCAGUAUCGGCCCACCAAAGCAGUAUCUGUUUUGAAAUAUGGCAGUAACGGCCUACGCAUCGGACAAUAUCGAUCCACAAAGGCAGUAUCGGCCUUGCAAUAUGGCGGUAACGGCCAUCGUAUCGGAAAGUAUCGGUCCACAAAGGCAGUAUCGGCCUUGAAAUAUGGCAGUAACGGCCAUCGUAUUGGACAGUAUCGGUCCACAAAGGCAGUACUGGCCUUGAAAUAUGGCAGUACCAGGCAUCGUAUAGGACAGUAUCGGUCUGCAAAGGCAGUAUCAGCCUUGAAAUAUGGCAGUAACGGCCAUCGUAUCGGACAGUAUCGGUCCACAAAGGCAGUAUCGGCCUUGAAAUAUAGCAGUAAAGGCCAUCGCAUUGGACAGUAUCGAUCUACAAAGGUAGUAUCGGCCUUAAACUAUGAAACAAACGGGCAGUGUCGGCCCACCGAGGCAGAAUCGGCCUCAAACUUUGGAACAAACAAGCAGUUGGCCCACCGAGGCAGUAUCGGCCUGAUAUAUUACCCAUCUGGCGAGUUUGUCAGCUGCAACCAACAUGCAACUCCGUUUGCGCAAAUUUUCGUCUUCGUAAUGCUUCGUAUCGAUCAUUGUAUAAUAAAAAUGAGUAAAAAAGUACCGUUAACUGAAGAACAACUAUUAAAACUAAUUGAAGAUGGCCUAUCAGAUAUUAAAGGGCUUGGUGAUGACGAUUAUGAGUGGGGAGAUAGGAUCGUAGAAGUAAGCACUGAUGAUGAUGAUGAUGAAAAUAGAUGA
Molecule: messenger RNA, 1071 nt
Organism: Psylliodes chrysocephalus
Lineage: Eukaryota; Metazoa; Arthropoda; Insecta; Coleoptera; Chrysomelidae
Source: the annotation of a GenBank genome assembly